GAGGGGUAAUGCCUUACCUAUCACGCACCAGUUUUAGUAAAAGGGUGGAGUCAGGGGGCAAGAGCUUAGAUUUAAAACUUCAGGGGAUUCCUGUAGGGAGCUAUUUUCGUCUCAAAUAUUCCUCAGCAAUUCCUGUUUGAAAAGGGGACACUGAAGAGAGGAAAUCUGACUCACUGGCAAGGGCAGGCACUGGUGCUGCUGUCCUAACACAAGUUCAGAGCUGCAGAGAAGAAAGGCAGGACCUCAGGACAGAAUACAUAAAGCUAAAUCCAACUGACUACACUUUAAAGGUACAUUUCAGUGGGACUUUGAAGAUCUAGAGGUUGUGAAAGGUGCUACAUAAAUAGACGCCUUUUGAAAGCAUUGUCCGUCCACCAGAACAUUCAUCCCUGAAUCCAACAUGGCCACUGACAAAGAGCUUGAGCAAGCUGCUGCAGAGCUCAAGGCUAACAUGGAUAAUGCAAAGAUUGCAAUGGAAGUGUUUCCGGACAGAGCGAGGUUUGCGACUACACCUGGUGUCUUAAAACCCAUCUUCCAGGUGGCUGGUAUUAUUCUGAAACUGGCAUUAGGGAAACGUGAGAGUGAGGAGCUUACAUACAUGAAGGAGCAGUUCCAGAUAGUCAGGAACCAGCUGGACGUCAUUUCAGAUCAGAUUAAGCAAGUGCUUUGGGAGAUAGAGAAAAGUACAAUUAAUAAUCAAUACUUCCCCAUUGAAGAGAAUCUGAAAAACCAGUUCAGGAAGUACAUGGACAUCCUCAAUGCAGCACCGGAAUUCCGGGAGAAUGAGAAAAAAGAGUUCCUCACACAUUUUGAUGUGACAAAAGGUGACCAGAACCUUCACACUCUCUUCGAUGCAGUGAUGGGAUAUUCUGCCAUCUUUGGUAAACCCAUUUUGGAAACUGCCAUGAAAUAUGACCAGAGGAAUCGGCGUCUAAUGGAAGGUCUCUGCUCCCGUCUCAAGGAGCUCUUCUGCAUUGGCCUGAUUGCCCUGGUGGGUCACUCUACUAUCACUGGGACUGAUGUAGAGGCAUUGAAGAGAGAGUGGAAUGAGAAAAUGGCCAAAGUAGAAAAUAAAAUGAAAUCCAUGAUAGAUCAGUGCAUCAAUGAGUUUGCUGACCAGGCAGAAAUAGAUGUUGAGGCUCUUAUAAAGAACAAAGGUGAGAGAGAUAACAAGGGAUGUGCAACAUUUAUAAUUGAGGCUUUAGCAGAGAAAUAUGACUGGGUUAAAUGGUCUGUUCGAGUCUAUGACCCUGUUGCUGGCUUUGACAAUCAUUGUGUCAUUGGCCCCAAUCGAUUUCACUUUUUCAGACUCAAUGGGGUUAAUGCUGUUGUCUCUUAUGCAAUUGAUCCAAUGAUUUCACUUAAUGAAGUGGAAAUCAGGCACUUAAUGGAGGGGAAAGAUGGCUGGACUGAUGCAAGAGAGGUUGCUAAACAUGUGUACAGUAACCUUCCCUCUGGGCAUGUUGUACACACAGUGAGACGCUACAAGGACUUGUGGCUUCAUAAGAACUUUCCAAACAAUUGUCAUUUCUGGGAAACGUACAGUGGAGUCACUCUGUGUGUCCACUCCACUUAAACCCCAUGAUCAAACACAGAGGUGGCUGGGAAUACAAUUGACUUUUGAUUUUUGAAUGAGAUUUCUUAAUAUCUAUUAACAGGAUUGUCAUUUGCCAAGAUGAAUGGGGAGUUAAAUAAAGAGAUAAAACUGAUUAAAAAUACUUUCUAAAAUUAACUAUAGCAACUUUUACUUCAGAUAUACCUGAUCCAUUGCAUUCCAGUUCAUCCUUGGCAAAAUAAACUGGAUCUACAUUUGUUUAAAUCUUCAAAAGUCCGAUGCCAUGGUCAAGUGGUUAAAUCAGACGAUGUAAAUGUAGAGAGAAAGGGUGGAAGGAUCUUGUGUUAGUAUGUCAGGUCGAUCCAUAGGAAAAGGACAGUUUUGUUGAAACUAGCAAUCAUUUCAUCCUCAGGACGUGGUUAAAUUUUGUCCCCAGAAGCUUCAGGACUAGUACUAUAGGUCUUAGAGCAAACCAGAACUAAUCUGGAUAUUAACAUUCAGGCUAAAUGCUAGCAUGGAUCCUGAGCCUGCAGAACCCCAUGGCUGGAGUCUGGAUUUUUCUACAUAGAAGAUCAGUGUAUUAUCUCUGAACCUGAACUUUAAGAUCUGACAGGACUCUCCAGUGCAAAUAUCUGCAGAAACUGGGACUUGUCAAAUGGAUUGGAUUUUCUUGGGUUUAGAAUUCUCUGGCUCAGCCAAAUUCCAACAGCCAUCAAUACAUCACAAUAAUAGCUCACUGGGUUUAUUUCAGAAAAGUUUGAAUGAUGUUCCAUGCUCAGUGCUAUAUGAUGGCUAUUUGACAGAUUUUAUAAACCAUGCAUCUCCAAAAGCUUUUCCAGUUGUCACCCAAUCUUAUCCUGGUGUUAACUCGCAAUUCAUGAAGAACAGAGUGACUGAGGAAAGAUAUAAAAUUAUUUAAAUUAUGCAAAGAAGAUGGUUCCACUGCACAAUAAGACACAAUAUUACCCAAAACAUUCUGGUACAGCUGUAUAAAAAAAUUUAUUAAAAUAACUCACUCAUUUACCAAAGAACCUCAGACAGUGCCUUCCAAACCCAUGACCACUUCCAUCUAGAAGGACAAUGACAGCAGAUACAAUGGAACACCACCACCUCCCAGUUCCCCUCCAUCCUGACUUGGAAACGUAUCGCCGGUCCUUCACUGUCACUGGGUCAAAAUCCUGAAAUUCGCUUCCCAAUGGCAUUGUGGGUCAACCGACAGCAGGAGGACUGCAGCGGUUCAAGAAGGCAGCUCACCACCACCUUCUCAAGGGGCAACUGGGGAUGGGCAAGAAAUGUUGGCUAGCCAGUGAUGCCCACAUCCCACAAAUGAAUAGAAAAAAAACUGCAAUGAUGGUGCUUUCAUUUCUGAUUAAUAAACCUGGAAUAAUCUCAUGUCUGUAACUUAGUGUGUAAUAUUAAAUUUCCCUCUGUAACAGCAACAUACACUGAUCUACAGUUAUUUCUGUGCUCUUCCAGUGUACUGUUGUAAUUACUGAGGUUUGUGUGAACUGAUUGGAACUGUUGAAAUAAAGUUGGCUCUGACUGUUGACUGUAAUGAAAUGCUGAAUAAACUCAGAGAGAUAACGUG
Molecule: messenger RNA, 3143 nt
Organism: Stegostoma tigrinum
Lineage: Eukaryota; Metazoa; Chordata; Chondrichthyes; Orectolobiformes; Stegostomatidae
Product: protein rapunzel-like
Exons: 3
Coding region: 401-1576 (391 amino acids)
Source: RefSeq, a predicted model, not a curated record